AUGAAUGCCCCGAUCCCACCCAACUACGGCCGUGGGUUCCCCCCACAAGCCGCCCAACGCUCCCCUGCCACGCCUCGUCGCGGUCCUCCAGGUCCUGCUGCUGCGAUGCCUGUCCCCAUGCCUCAGCACGCCGUUCCCCCUCAAUACAUCCCUCCCCAGCGCAACAUGCAGCCUCCCAAUGACGCCGCCCUGCGUCGCAGCCGCAAACCCACCGACAAGAACAUCCCCGACGGCAUUGAGGAAGUAAUCAUCGGCGAAGGUGUGCAGCAGUACAAGAGCCUCCGCGACCUGGAGAAACGCCUCGAUGCAGCCAUUGUCCGUAAGCGCCUGGACAUCCAGGACUCCAUCAGCAAGACUGUCAAGAAGUACCGCACGAUGCGCAUUUGGAUCUCCAACACUGUCGAAAACCAACCCUGGCAGACUGCCAACGGUGCCGCCCCCGGAAGCAACCCCGGCUCCGGACGGUACAAGGUGCGCAUCGAGGGACGUCUUCUAGACGACGACAGCGACCCGACCGCCCCGGAGGACAGUGACGACGAAGCUACCGAGCAGACAGACAACGGCGACGCAAUGGAGCAAGAUGGCCCUAACGCCAAUGCCACGACCAAGAAGUCAUCCAACAAGCGCUCCAAGCAGCGUUUCUCGCACUUCUUCAAAUCCAUCACCGUCGACUUCGACAAGUCCUCCACCGCCAGUCCGGAGGAAGUCAAGCCAAUCACCUGGACCAAGCCGCAAUUACCCCCUAACACCGUCACCCUGCCACCCACGGCAGACUUUGACUCGAUGCAGUUCGCCCGCGCGUCACAGGAGAACCUGAACGUGACAUUCAGUCUCGUGCGCGACGAGACACCAGAACGGUACAAGCUCAGCAAAGAGCUAGCAGAAGUACUAGACGUGGAGGAAGAAACACGAAGCGGCAUUGUCCUCGGCAUCUGGGACUACAUCCGCGCCAUGGGCCUACAAGAAGACGAAGAGAAGCGACUCGUCCGCUGUGACCAUCGUCUCCGAUCGAUCUUCGGCCGCGACCAAAUGUUCUUCCCCCAAAUCCCCGAAAGCAUCGGCCCACACACCAGCCCUAUCGACCCCAUCCACCUCCCCUACACCAUCCGCGUCGACGAAGACUACCACAAGGACCCGACCCCCACCGUCUACGACAUCCAAGUCGCCCUGGAAGACCCUCUCCGCUCCAAGAUGCUCGCCCUCACCCAGAACCCGCAAUACACGGCAUCCAUGCGCCAGAUCGCCACGCUAGACGACCAGGUCGCUCUCAUCGUGCAGGCCCUGACGCACUCCCGCGCCCGUCACUCCUUCUACACGGCUCUCAGCAAGGAUCCCGCGACUUUCGUCCGCCGCUGGAUCAACUCCCAGCGCAGAGACCUGGAGACUAUCCUCGGAGAGGCGACGCGUGGUGGUGGCGAAGAUGCUAGUGGUCCUGAGUUCCGUCGUGGUGGUACAGAUGGCGUUUGGGAUACGACUGUGGCGAGGGAAGCGGUGCGGUAUAUGCUUGCGAAGCCGGAGGCGGCGAUGGGGAGGUGA
Molecule: messenger RNA, 1536 nt
Organism: Aspergillus tubingensis
Lineage: Eukaryota; Fungi; Ascomycota; Eurotiomycetes; Eurotiales; Aspergillaceae
Product: SWI-SNF complex subunit
Exons: 3
Coding region: 1-1536 (511 amino acids)
Biological process (GO): regulation of transcription by RNA polymerase II
Cellular component (GO): nucleus; SWI/SNF complex
Source: RefSeq, a predicted model, not a curated record